CACUUCGUAGACAAUAUGAACAACAUGUUCAUCAAACCGCUAAAGCUUUCAUCAAAUUGGGCAUGAGUGCCCGCAGUUCUGUGGGUGUUUUGGCCUUUAAUUGUGCCGAAUGGUUUUACUCGGCCAUGGGAGCCAUCCAUGCUGGUGGUGUUAUUGCUGGUAUUUAUACUACAAACUCCGCAGAUGCUGUUUUGCAUGUUUUGGAAAAUUCACAUGCUGAAAUUGUAGUAGUUGACGAUGCCAAACAAAUGGAGAAGAUACAUGCCAUCAAAGAUAAAUUGCCAAAUUUAAAGGCAGCCAUUCAAAUCCAGGAACCUUAUGCUCCCUUCAUGAAGAAGGAAGAUGGUUAUUACAGAUGGUCUGAAAUUGAAAAUAUGAAUGUUUCAGAUGUUGAAGAUGAAUAUAAAAAACGUUUGGAAAAUAUUGCCAUCAAUGAAUGCUGCUGCUUGGUCUAUACUUCUGGCACAGUUGGUAUGCCAAAGGGUGUGAUGCUCAGUCAUGAUAACAUAACAUUCGAUGUUCGUGCCAUAACAAAAUCUUUGGAACGUGUUGUUACUGGUUCAGAGGUUUUAGUCUCCUACUUGCCAUUGUCUCAUGUUGCCGCCCAGACUGUCGAUAUUUAUACAAUGACUGCUGUAGCUGGUUGCGUUUAUUUUGCCGAUAAAGAUGCUUUGAAAGGUACUUUGGUGAAAUCAUUACAAGAUGCUCGUCCAACAAGAUUUAUGGGUGUACCACGUGUCUAUGAGAAGUUCCAGGAACGUAUGGUUGCUGUUGCCUCCACUAGUGGUAGUUUUAAAAAAAUGAUUGCCAGCUGGGCUAAGGGUGUUACACUCAAACAUUAUAUGGAGAGCCAAGGGUGAGUUGUUGUUACUGUAG
Messenger RNA from Lucilia cuprina (Australian sheep blowfly), 876 nucleotides. Its product is annotated as very long-chain-fatty-acid--CoA ligase bubblegum. Gene Ontology annotation, cellular component: membrane; endoplasmic reticulum. The record is from RefSeq and is a predicted model, not a curated record. Gene Ontology annotation, molecular function: long-chain fatty acid-CoA ligase activity. The transcript is spliced from 3 exons. Lineage: Eukaryota; Metazoa; Arthropoda; Insecta; Diptera; Calliphoridae. The coding region runs from base 63 to 860 and encodes 265 amino acids.